CCCGUCAAGCGUGCGCAACAUGCAUUUGUAAUUUGCCCAACUUUUUCCUCGUCCUCUAUUUAUUCUCCAGAAAACACUUGAUGACGUGCUCUGCAGUCGACAUCAAGUACAUAUUUUACGAAUCUACACAGUAGCAUUAAUCUAUACCAACGCAAUUGCCCAGCGACAACUACGGCGAGUCAUCUGUUGCCAUGUCGUCGGGAACAUCCCAUACACCGCUCGACGGUACAACAGAAGCUGCGCACGACGAGUCGCAUAGCAGAGCGAACCCUUCCAAAAUCCCUGAUAUUCUUCCAAGAGAGCGCGUCUUCCCAAUUCAAGUGGGCGGUGAGGUCUUCAAGCUCUCUGGCGCAUCCCUCUCGUCCGAUGCACCGUCAUAUUUCUCCCAAUACUUUCGCUGCCAGCUUGCGCAGGCUGCAGAAACGGGCGAGGACCCUUCAACCGCCAUCCGCACGCUAAACAUCGACCGAGACCCAGUCACGUUUCGCGACAUUGCCCUCCAUCUGCAAGGCUACCAUAUCCAGCCUCGUGACGGCACACACUUUGUUCGUCUAUUUGCCGAUGCGCAAUUCUACAGCUUGCCGCGCUUGAUGUCGCAACUGUACGACGAAAGCAUCUUCAUCUCCAUCGGACAUCGCGAGUUCCAGAUUCCCCGCGACGUAUUUAAGGAGCCGGGCAAUGCACCGAAUUACUUUACUCUUGGAUUCGGCCUUCUAUUCUCCGACCCUCGCGAGGUGUUUCCCGGGUUAGAUCGCGAAGGCCUAAUCCGCCCGCCGUCGCUUUUACCUCCAUGUGUCCCAAAUCGAGAUGCCGACAUUUUUGCUGAGCUAUUGCGCUUGCUAAGAGGAUACCCUGUGGAGAUCCGGAAUGAAGCUCAUCGUGAGGCGCUCUUGAGAGACGCGCGCUACUUCCACUUUAAGGGCCUCGAGCAACGCCUGAUCCCCCACACAAUAGCCUUCAAUUCAAACCGCCAGCGAACCGAAAUAGCUCUGCGACUGGAAAAUGUACAGAAGAGCGGAAUAAGCGUCAACCAUGGUGAUACCGAAACGGCUGAUUCCAUGACCGGCAUGGUCAAUUAUGCUCGCCCAUAUGCGGAUAAGGAGCCAAUGGACCUGCUCCUCCAAGUGAGUGGCGAAACAACCAAGCUUCAUUUCACUCCGGAAGGAGUACGUAUCGAAUUGUUCAACCAUACCAAGACAAGAGUGACGAAGCUUCUCGAAGUCAUCGCUACUAAGAUCGGGUUACCACCUACAGUACAACCCUUGGGCCUACUAAUGGCAUCUGGCGGCGCCGAAGCCCAACCAGUAGGACCGGGGAGCACGCCAUUGAGUGACGACUUCAUCAAGGUAUCGCUGGAUUCUGAUACCGUCAUAUUUCUGGAUGAUGAAGAGUAUAGCCUCGACCAGUCUGUGGAGGAAGGAGGGGGCGAUGCCGCACGAUCUCGAAAGCGUCGUCGGACAGAAGCAGCGGGGGAGACAGCACUACUUCUUCCUCCCGCAGGAACGAUAUGGAGCGUUAGGGCAGGCCAGUGGAGGCUGCGUCUUCAGCAGAGUAUGGGAGGCAAUAGAGCGGUUGAAUGUAUAUUCGAGGCAGUCAAGCUAGAUGCGCUAUCGUCGGAACGUGGACGAAACAGGAUAAAGGGCUUCCUAAGUGUAUAAGGAAUCCCAUUUGCUGACGUCUACACACUCAGGUGAGGAGCAUGAAUUAAUCAGGUGUGAGCAGAAAACGAAAUGUAUUAGUAAAUAGGACCAAGGUAGAAUCCGUAUAAUAACAAUAUAUGCACCCUGCUUGUAAAGAAGGAAAGUUAAACAAGAAAACUCCAAUUCCAGCCUUUCAAAAACGCCAAUGUUUAGUCCUUAAAGGAAUUUAAUGCCGUCGAAAUAUAAACUCCAAGUUUCAUGUAUCGUAUGCCGCGAUCUAUGCAAAAGAAACAAUAGUGUUGAGUGUUGCUGAGAGCGAAUCGCUUUCAUCGGACCAAGUUUCUAGACCGAGUCCUGCUAACAGUUCUCGUUGUUCCGGGAGCUGCUUUGGAGCCACCGCUCGCGUCUCUUCGUGCAAUAGCUUGUGCCUGCUUUGCACGAGAUGCUGCUGUUGAUCGAUCACCACUUCUGGCUCGACGUCGUUCUUGAAUCUUGGCGAGCGCCUGCUCUCGAGUCAUGGUUGGUGUAAGGGCAGGGUCGUUGUGAUCGAAGCUUCGGUUGCUGCAGCUUGAAGGGGUGCGCAGUUUGUCGUUGAAUGAAGAACGACGCUGCUCCUCUUCAGUUCGAACAGGAACAGUCGUUGUAGUGACUUGGUAUCGGCUGGAAGAGUUGAGCGCCACUUGAGGUGAAGUGGUAGCUUGAAUGAUAUAGUUGCGCUGUUGAACCUCUGGCUCUGGCUCAGGGUCAGAGAUGUCCGGCUCUGACAUAUUGGGGUCGUAAGUUUCCGGUUCGGAAAUCUCAGGUUCGGAAAUUGGGCGACGCUCGAUGGACUGCAUCAGCAUUGGUAGCUGAGGCUCAUCUGCAACGGUAGGGAUAUUGAGUGGCUUCGCCGAAGUUGCGGUAUCGUCAUCGCCAUGAGGAGCACUGAGGAGAGACUGAAGUGAAUCACGAUCUCUGGGCAUCAUGGCACAAGAUGGUGGCUCCACGGAUGGAGUUCGUGCAAACUCGCGGUGCGACCUUCGAAGCUGAGGGGAAUCUGGAGCGAGCAUGUCAUUAUCAAGAUCGUCGUGUUCUGGUACAGCUGCCAUUUGAGCCUCAUAAGCAGCAGCCUCUUGUUCGGAAACUGUUCGGAAAACGCCCUCUUGCGGAACAAAAAUCGUGCUAGUUCUCUGCUUUCGUGAUCGAAUAGAGCCGACGACGGAUGUUUCAAGCUCUGGUGCUUCAUCGCCUUCCAGAGGAGAGUUGAGAACAGGUGAUCGGUCAUCGACUAGCUCAGGAAUAUCGUCAUGCUCAGGUUUAGUGACAACACUACUGACGUGCUCAACAGACUGCAUUAUCUUUGGUGGAGAGGCUCUCAACGGCUUUGGUAUUUCGUCCUUUGCCUUGUCUUUGGAGCAAGGGCAGCAAUGCAUCUGACAUUCAGCCUGCAAAAACUCGAUCAUUUCUUGGGCACGGUCAGCUCGCUGUCGCUCCCAGCGAACCUGCACACUAAGCUCGUCAAUUUCAAGCUCGCUCGCGGCUGAUGAUAAGAUCUCCAUAGCUGAUAGAGAUACACGACCGCCUUCCUUGACGCUGUCUCUCUUUCGCUUCUUCAACUUCUUAUUCGCAGAGGAAGCAAAGUCGUCCGAGUCAUCUGCUGUUGGUAGUGGGAGUCGUCCCUCGGCGGCGAUGCGAGCGACCUCUUCAUUCUUAGCGGCGGUUUUGAAAGCAUCGCGCUCUUGUUCAAUAACUUUGAUGCGCUGGAGAGCUUGCUCGAGUUGUUCCUGAACUCCAACAAUAUUGUAUCUAGCAGCGAAAGCUUCUUGCUCACGGGCAUGGCUGCGUUCCUUCUCGCGGGCGAGGCACUCUUCGUUGAUUUUGGCGGCUGUUCUCGCUGUCUUGAGUUCCUCUUGAAGCUUCACAAUGUUGGACUGGGCCUUGAAGUUCUCUUUUCUCGCUCGUCGAAUUUCCUUCUCCCAUAGGGCUUGUGUGUGGGCAUGUGUUUCUUUCACGCGACCGUAGUUAUCCUGGUGCAACUUGUUAGUGGACGCUGUAUCUCCAGCUGCUAUAUUGGGAAUGUCAACAUACCAUGACAGUUUCCAGCCGCUCUCCUACUUUUCGUUCUCUAUCCUUUCCUUCCUCUAUCGACUUGCGCAACUUGGCGUUUUCCUCCCGUAGCUUGCCCAUCUCUGCCUCUGCCUCUUCACGGCCAACCAUGGCACGCUUGAGGGCAGCAUCGGCCGUCUUUCGCUCCAAAAGUUUGCUGUGAGCGCUCAUGCUGAGACUAUUAAAAGGGCUGGUUGCCUUUUCAAAGACCAACGGACUGGCAUCUUUGCUUGCUGAUCUGGGUGAAUGCAAUGGCGAAUUUCUGUUGACUCGGUCGGGCGUAGCGUUUGACAGCGGCCCGCCUACGACAGGUCCUGUCGGUGUUGUGCUGCGGUCCAUUUGCACCAAAUUUAGUGCAAAGUUGAGAUG
Messenger RNA from [Torrubiella] hemipterigena, 4094 nucleotides. Lineage: Eukaryota; Fungi; Ascomycota; Sordariomycetes; Hypocreales; Clavicipitaceae. The record is from the annotation of a GenBank genome assembly.